CUAGGCCAAGGGCGUGUGAACCAGCUCGGUGGUACGUUCAUAAACGGUCGACCGUUGCCUAAUGUGGUCCGGUUGAAAAUCGUCGAAAUGGCUGCUGCUGGCGUGCGGCCUAGUAACAUAUCCAGACAGCUCAAAGUGUCACACGGGUGCGUGUCCAAGAUACUCAACAGAUACCAAGAGACAGGCAGCAUUCGACCGGGCAUUGUGAACAGCGAUCAUGUUCAGAAAAACUAUCCGAAACGAAUUUCGUAUUGUCCGGAGGAAGUCAGAGAUACAACAAUCAGAUCAGACCGUCAUAGUAAUUACUCAAUCGACGGAAUACUGUCAG
Messenger RNA from Diuraphis noxia (Russian wheat aphid), 328 nucleotides. RefSeq names its product protein gooseberry-neuro-like. Lineage: Eukaryota; Metazoa; Arthropoda; Insecta; Hemiptera; Aphididae. Gene Ontology annotation, biological process: regulation of transcription by RNA polymerase II; anatomical structure development. The record is from RefSeq and is a predicted model, not a curated record. Gene Ontology annotation, molecular function: RNA polymerase II cis-regulatory region sequence-specific DNA binding; DNA-binding transcription factor activity, RNA polymerase II-specific.